Messenger RNA from Fusarium redolens, 996 nucleotides. RefSeq lists its product as uncharacterized. Bases 1 to 996 code for a protein of 331 amino acids. NCBI's taxonomy places the organism in Eukaryota, Fungi, Ascomycota, Sordariomycetes, Hypocreales, Nectriaceae. The transcript has 5 exons. The record is from RefSeq and is a predicted model, not a curated record.
AUGGCUGCCAAGUGUGUGAUCCCUUUACUACUCUCCCUCUUACGGAGAGAGGUUCUUGCCGAUCGACCUCCGAACCAAUCAGUUUGUGACUACUACGCCGCUCAGCGCUAUGGUAAGAGCAACAGCACGACGCAGCUGCUUCUGAUGCAGAGCAUCGUUGCUUACGCCUAUGCUGGCGGUAGUUCGCUCCCACACGCCGAGUCUAACAGUACCGGAAUAUUCAAUCACGGGCAAUUUGAAGGUCAAGAUGUGUACCUCCGGCCGUGGUUUGACGGAUCAAACGCAACCACCAACCUCAAUGAACAAGCCGUAGUCGUUGACUGGCUAGACGGAGGCGGUACUGCCCCUCUGAUAGCUUUCUUGAAUGGCUCCACUGCCACCGCAGAAAUAAAAAAUGGAACAAAUCAAUACCAUGUGAAGGAGUUCCUGGAAACUAGUUUCACUCCUCUCACGCCAGCCUAUGUGCAUAAAUUCAUGAACUUGAAUCAAACCCACAUCGGAUACUUCAUCGACCAGUUUAUUACCGCCAGCAAAUACUAUGGCUUCUCAGACACCGAUGCUGCGACGCUUUCUACUUUUAUGAACGCGAGAUACAAUAUCCGAUGCUCGCCACCAGUCGACGGACAAUUGUAUGCAAUCUGCCUGGCAAAGGACUGCCCUCUUGCUGCACCUGACGCCGAAUGCGAUAUGUAUUCCAGCAUACCGCCAUAUGGAGUCAAUAACACGGCGGUUCCAAGCGGCACUGGAACCAUGGUGCUGCCAACAACUCUGGGGUCUUCAGCAUCAUCCUCUUCUAGUCUCGCCGGAACUUCCGGGGCGACCUCUACCGCUGCGGCCAGCGGUUCAUCUUCUAGUCUGUCCGGAGGUGCCAUAGCAGGCAUCGCCAUCGGUGCAGCGGCUGUUUCUCUGCUUGCGGUGGGCGUCUGGCUGUUCUUCCGACGUCAACAGCAGGCCCAGGCGAUGAGUUAUGAGCCCGGAGGGCACUGUUUUCUCUAA